Durusdinium trenchii is the source of this 5049-nucleotide messenger RNA. Lineage: Eukaryota; Dinophyceae; Suessiales; Symbiodiniaceae. The record is from the annotation of a GenBank genome assembly.
AUGUCAUGGAAGCAACAGCAGAAGUGGAACCAGCGUGCCGAGAGCUGGAAGAAAUCAUGGCCGGAGGCACGAGAGCAGAGCUUUGCAAAGCAAGAGGUCAAGCCAAAGGAGAAGGAUCGUUCCAAGCAGGUCAUCUACAGCCACGACGGGCGUCGCCUAGAGCUAAAGUUGCCUGGAUCUGGUUCAUCCUCAUCUACUUCAGCUGGGGCCCAGGCCGAUUUGCAGAGCGAGAACAAGAAGUUGAAGGAUGCGGUGCGCUUCUUAGCGAAGAGGGAUGCAGACGGAUCAGGUGGAGAAGAGAUGCCGGAAGACAUCAAACGCUUGGUGACCUCCAAUCCACGAGAAGAGCUGCGAGAACAACAGAGAGAAUUGAACAAGAUGAAGAAGUCCCUUGGAAGGCUGGAAAAAGUGCAGUCUCAGAUCAGUUCCCAGCAGGACAGUUUUAUGAGCUGGAAAGCUGCAAUGAUGGAUAUGAUCAACGAAGAAGAGAAGCGACACCAAAACGAGAUCAAGGAACUCAAGGACGAGGCAGUGACCUUGGAGGAGAAGGAUGGCCACAUGGACACCGAUCCUGGUGGUCUUACCAAGGAGCAUCGAGAGGUGAUGAGUCAAGAGCUGCAACAGUUCCGGGAGGAGAUGACUUCCUAUGUUGUGACCCUCGAACAGCGGAAUAUGGAUAUGGCACAACAGAUGCAGGUCCUGAUCCAAGCUGUGAAGGAAGUAAAGCAUGCGGAAGUAUUGAAGGAGUCCCCGCAGACGGUUCAUGUGCCAAAGAUUCAUCUCCCAGAGAUGACCCCAGGCCGACAUGGUCGAGCAGAGCGUUCCAGAUCACCAUGCAAGAGAGUUGCCGAGUCGACUGUGGAAGAGAUCGAGAACAAGACGGAGAUCAUGAAGGCACUCUACAAGAUCCCGGUAGAACACCAUCAGACGAUCACUGCCAUCAUAGAGGCAGAGCCAGAAAAGUACAAGACCCCUGCAAGUGUAGAGCUGCUUUGUCAGCAGCUGGUGGAGCAGAUGCAAGAUGCCGGGGGGGAAAAAUGGGGUGGUCAAUGGUGGUGCGAAGAAGGGCAAAGGCAAGGCCACGGCAAGAGGACCGCUUCAGCCUUUCUGGAAUUCUCACGAGCCGACCAAGGUCUUGCAAGAAGGGAUCUUUGGAGCAGAGGGGCUCCCCAGAGAUGGCAGUCAGCAAUCCGACGCUUCGAGUGGGCCCUUCCAGAAAAUGGAUGGUUAGGAGUGGCAGACGAUGAGUACUCACUGGUGUGGCUCACUGGUGGGCUUGGAGACAACCCUGAACGCAUUAUAGGUGUGGCACUUAUGCAGACAUCUUGGGAACUGCAAUUUGCUGCAGAAGAAGCGUCCUUGCGGGAGUCACUUGGCCUUUUGCCCUCCAGUGCGCCUGAGACGAUGUACUGGCAGCCCUCUUUUGGGGUAGACUUCAACCGUGAGAGUGUGCGGGUUUAUGUCUGGAUACACCAUAUCGGUGCUGAAAUUGUCCAAACUCAGUCCUCUGAGUGUGAUGUUGAUGUGCGUAGGGAUGUCGAGCUGCAAUGUGAAGAGCUUUGGGUGGAUAAGGGAAUGCCCCGUUUCAGUAAGAUCACUGAAGUCAGCCCGCCACCUGUCUUGAUUGCACUCCCAAAACCGCAUAUCAUUGUCUCAAGUACCUUUGAUACGGAGGAAGUGCCAUUACUUUGCCAAGCCAAUGUUGAUGGCCGUGUUAGUUUGAUGACGGUCUUAGUCAAUACCAGGAAUAUGCCGACACGAGUAGCAGGGCUCUUCGAUCUAGCAAUCCCACAGCAUGACUGUGAAUAUGGCUCGGAUUGCUAUCUCCUUUGGGGACAUCGAAGAUUUGAGUACGCACAGGAUUUUGAUCCUUACCCUGGUGCAUUUAUUCGAGUGAUAGAGUGGACAAGGCAUGAUUCGAGGAGUUCGACCGACCUGUGUACAUCAGGGUCCUUGGAGUCUCUGGAAGAAGAUGAUCAUUCAUGGAUGUCCUCUUGGUCAGAUUUGGUUGGCCAGGCUGACAUGGACAUGGAGGACAUACAGGCGGCGCCCUCUGUCUCGAGUGCACCAGUACAACAGCAACCUGGAGGAAACACUGCAACUCCAUUCGAGGAUGACCUAUUGUUACAGAGUCCACUGUUCAUGCAGAAUGACAUUUUGCUGCAAAUGAACCUGGGAUCUGAUCAAGGAGAGGACAGCGAAAGCCACUCCCUGCAGCUUUCGCUGGUGGUUUCCAAUGUCAGCGAUCUGCCACCACCAGUUGAUACUGGGGUGAACAGAGAGGUAGACUGGCUAUCGACGUGGGUGCAAGCGAGAGCAUUCCUUACGGGAUACCAUCAAGUGCCGAUGGCCCAGUCGUAUGUCCUGGUGCACCUGAUUCAGUACAAUGCCCAGGGCACAUCCUGCAGUUACGCAACUUGCCCAGGAUACCUUUUGUCGCAUCAACAGCAAAUUUAUAGUUUCAUUCAAUGGUGCAUCCAGAACUCAUGCCAACUCUACAGAGAAUAUAGCCGGGUUUUCUGUGUUGAGAAUGAGCUCUACCAGGGGGUGCCAUCGCUAAUCAUCGCCCAGAUGCAGCCAGAAGGACAAGCGCCGCUUCUGGUACAGGUCACCGAGUACAAGGAGGGCACGAUAUCCAGAUUCCUGCAGGGAGUGUCCUCCAGGACCCUGGGGAGACUUGAGGAAUGCCAAGAUGACGAGAUCCUGUGGAUGAAGCUCAGUUUGCAGAUUCAGAAGAAGAUCAACUCACUCUGCAAGUCUUUUGAGACAGAGGAGGAGGAUUACUUUUCAAAUAUGCAGCUCCCAGAGAACAGGCCAGAUGGUGGAAGAGGUUCAUUUGUGCACAUUGCUCAAAGGAGUACGGCCUGCACUAGCCGAGUAUUAACAGCAGCUCCUGAUCCUUGGCUUCUGAACAUGAUCCUUGAAGAGGAACAGAAUGAGACGGCUGCCCCAGAUCAUCUGGCUAUGAUGCAGUCACGAGCAGUGAAGGCAGAAGAUGAGCUCCUUAGAGGAGCCGUUGACCCGCUCUUUCGGGUAGUACAAAGGAUUCGGCAUCAUUUGCCCUUGCGACGGCGCGCCUCACUCACCGUGCACCUAUGGUUUUUCGAGGAUGAUCAGGUGACGACGCUGCCAGAAGCAAGGUCCCUGAUCUUGCAAGGUGAUGCUCAUGACUGGACGAACAGCGCGGGUCUAGAAGGAGCUUUGGCGAUUAUGCCUAUCCUACCGAAGCCCCCUUCAUUUGAUCCAGGAGUCUUCCAACUGAUGGCAUUUACGAAUGACGCUUCACGACACCUCCUUGUCGAUGUUCUGCUGGGACGACGUGUAGUCCGAGAGGCGGUCCAGUGCCGAACUGAGAUGAGUGUGUUGGACAUAUAUCGGAUGAUUGCUACGGGCAAGUUUGCAAUGUGGUACUUGCAGACCACUUCCCUCAAACUUACAUGGAAGCCACCGGAGGGUGAGGUGACAUACAGGUCGCAUGAAGUGCCAACUGUGCCAUCUGGUUCGUAUGUUACAAUGCAGAUUGCUGGAGAAGAGUGCACAGAUGACUCGUGGUUGACAUCACACGGCCUGCAUGGAUCCAGAGAGCGACAGGCGGGAGGAAACACUGCAACUCCUGUGGCAGACCUAGCUGAAGGCCGUGGAUCUCAGGAUUCCCCUCACAUUGCUUCCUUUCCAGACUUGGUGGAGGAUACUGCAUGGCCUGACUUCGAUGAGCACAGUUUUAUGCAAUUAUCUGCUGAUGAGACCUCCACGAUCAGAUGGGCCCAAGUUGUACACGCCUUUCAUAACAGACGGUCUCUUAAUGAUGUGCUCAGCUAUUCGGCUCAGAAUUUUGUGCGGAAAGAUGACCUUCGACAUUGGGUCUUGGGGCUUUUGCAGCCUCCGAAUGAUAUGCCAGUACAACUGGCAAUCUGGAGGCUUGGGCCAUGGUCCAUGAUUGCGAGAAGUUGUGACUACCUGCGCAUGGAGGACGACAAUUGGUCCAGGCAUGUCCGAGAAUAUUGGAAGGCCAAACCAGACUACAAGGUACCAGAUAUGGCUGCACCGGAGCCUCAACCGUUGGCCAAUAGUGGGGCGGAUAUGCGACAGCUUCAUGUUAUUGCUUUUGAGCAUAAUCGCAUGCCAAUCGACACUUACAUGCACCUCUUUGAGGUUUGGACAACUAGAAAUCCUGCUGAAGGCACUGGCAGGGUCUUCCUGGCGAGGAUGGCAGCGGCAAUACCGAGGCAUUUCAAAGUCAUCCAGAUUGUGGAAGCCUUGGGACUGGCCCAUCUUCUUCCUCCAGAAGGUCAAUGUUUUAUUCUUUUUUCUUUACGAGAUGGCCUUCAAGAAGCGGUCUACAGGAAACAUCAUGUCCCAGAGGUGCCAGAAUUUUCACUGCUCCAGAUUGUUUUGGUGCAGACCCAGCAGGCUGGCUGUGAACCGACAAUUGGGGAUAACACUGCAACCCCAAGUAUUGAAGAGUUGAGCCAGCAAGACACGGUGACAACCUUUCUUCAGUUAUCAAUGCAGAUGAAUUUCCGGAACCAGUUUGACAAGCAAAUUGCAGAGAUGCUCUCACCUCCUGGCAAUCCGGGGAUGGAAUUCUGGAAUAGCGUUGACCUGACGGAUCUGGAUGAUUGGAUCUGCAUUGAUGAACAUGUCUUUGUGGUUGAUGCUAAGUUUACAAGAGCCCGCCAAGUAGUUUCCCUUGCUGAUUCGUUGCCUGUUUCGGGACAAGAAGGGCCAAAUGUACGACUGAAUGGGUCCAGGGGUGUUGACCCUCAGAGAAGGGUUCAAUUGCCAGAUUUUAGGCCAUUGCUGGAUUCCAUUUAUUGCAAGCAGCCAGAACAUGACUUUGAUGUCACAACUCUGUAUGAGGAUCUACCGGAAAUUGUCCGGAAGGCAGCUUGGGCCGUGGAGCUCGGCUAUAAGGGACCUUGUCAUAGUCUCCAUAUUUACACAGACGGCUCUUUUUCAGCAAAGGCCAAGGGCUCGCUGGCGCUUUUGAAGGUCCAACGAUCUGCAUGGUCGAUCUUGAUUUUGGUCUUGUGGACACAGACCCUGUGA